This is a messenger RNA of Geodia barretti, 594 nucleotides long. Lineage: Eukaryota; Metazoa; Porifera; Demospongiae; Tetractinellida; Geodiidae. The record is from the annotation of a GenBank genome assembly.
GGGUUGUGUACUGGUACCUUUCUGCCUUUCCAAGCUAAUCGAAACACACGGCCACUUUUAUUAAUAUGCAGGAAUAUGGAGAUAAGCCUUUGCGUGUUAACAUUGCCAGCAGAGGACGUGGCCGUGGAAGAGGCAGGGGAGCUGAAAGAGGCUUUCAUGGAGGUUCCCACCAGCAACAUUCAUCAGAAUCAACUCAUGGAAGUUUUGGCGCUCCUUUCAGUUCACAGAGACAUGAAAAUACAACUGGUUUCCCUGACAAACAAGAAGGAAGAGGUGGGAGCCAUGGAAGACGAAGGGAGUAUCCUGCAUCAAAAUAUGAAGAAUUUAAAGAGCCUGAUCCAGAGGAACGAUCACAACGGCCAAGAUUGAAUUUGAAGCCCCGCACAGUGAGAGACCCUGUAAAUCAACUUGCAGAUUCUGCUAGAAGAAUGGCUAUAUUUGGACAGGGAAAACCUCGAGAGGAGCGUAACGUGCCAGAUGAUUCUCAGGAGCAGCCUAGCGUACAGGAAAACACUUAGUGGACUAGUAGGAUAAUUAUGGUUUUCUCUAUAUUGUUAUGUUUUUUGAGCAAAGUGAAGGUUUGGAAGUUGCAGU